AUGUCUUGCUCAAUUGAAGAGAUUGUCAAACACUAUGAAUUUGAUCCAACGAUCAUUCAACGCAUCGCAACGCGAACAUCCAAACCUGCACUUUCUAUCGAACCCCCAAACCCCGAGUGGCCGCAACAGUUCCAAGACAUUAAGUCUCUCAUAGAGAACGCCAUCGGUUCUGUAGCUGUCAGCAUAAGCCAUGUCGGCUCGACAUCGGUGCCAAACCUCCCCGCCAAGGACGUCAUCGACAUUGACCUCGCCGUCGAGAACCCGACGGAUGAGGCCGCCUACGCGCCCGCACUUGAGAAGGCGGGCUUCCAGUUCCUCAUACGCGAGCCCGAGUGGCACGAACAUCGCUUCUUCGCCAUGCACAGGCCGUUUUCCUGCAAUCUACACGUCUUCAAAGUCGGGACGGCCGAGUUGGCAAGACAUCUCAUCAUGAAGGAGUGGUUGAUUGAACAUGACGAUGACAGAGAUUUGUAUGCAAAGACCAAGGCGGAGGCCGCAGGCAUGAGUAACUCGCUGGGUGAGACUGUGAUGGAAUAUAAUUUUAGGAAAGAGAACGUCAUCCGUGCUAUCCUUGAACGGGCAUUCAAAGCCAAAGGAUAUCUUCCGUAG
Colletotrichum scovillei is the source of this 609-nucleotide messenger RNA. RefSeq lists its product as uncharacterized. Bases 1 to 609 code for a protein of 202 amino acids. The record is from RefSeq and is a predicted model, not a curated record. NCBI's taxonomy places the organism in Eukaryota, Fungi, Ascomycota, Sordariomycetes, Glomerellales, Glomerellaceae. The transcript has a single exon.